ACAAUUGCAAAUAUAUAAUUAUAUAUUAACUGCUUUCCUAAAUCAUUUUCUAACCUUGAGCAUUUUUUGCAAUAUCAACAACAAUGGUGAUCUCUGAGAACUCUCGUCAAUCCUCUAUGAUCCCCUCCUUCCUAUACUCCUCUUUGUCGUCCUCCUCCUCGUCUAUGAGUUCUCUUCAAUUUGAUCAUGCCACAUACGAUUCCUCGAAGUCUAACAACUUUCUUCUCCCUUCAUCAUCAACAAAUGGAGUAGCGUCAAAGAAUAACAUCAUGGUUGCUUCUCCUAGUGAGAAGAUAAAGAUGUAUUCGCCCGCGUUCUAUGCAGCUUGUACUGCUGGUGGAAUGCUUAGCUGCGGUCUUACUCAUACUGCUGUUACUCCUCUUGAUCUUGUCAAGUGUAAUAUGCAGAUUGAUCCAUCAAAGUAUAAAAACAUAAGCUCUGGGUUCGGAAUUUUGAUGAGAGAGCAAGGGAUUAAGGGGUUGUUCAAGGGUUGGGCACCAACUUUUCUUGGUUACAGUGCUCAAGGAGCUUUCAAAAUGGGGGGUUAUGAGUUCUUCAAGAAGUAUUAUUCAGAUAUCGCGGGUCCUGAGAACGCAGCCAAAUACAAAACUCUGAUAUACUUGGCUGGCUCUGCAUCCGCAGAGGUGAUUGCUGAUGUUGCUCUUUGCCCUUUCGAGGCUGUGAAAGUUCGUGUGCAGACUCAACCUGGCUUUGCUCGAGGCCUGUCUGACGGUCUUCCUAAGUUUAUCAAGUCUGAAGGUGUUAUGGGAUUGUACAAAGGACAAGUUCCUCUUUGGGGCCGUCAGAUUCCAUAUACAAUGAUGAAGUUUGCAUCAUUUGAGACCAUUGUGGAGCUAAUGUACAAGCAUGCCAUUCCGACACCUAAAGACGAGUGUAGCAAGACAAUGCAGCUUGGUGUUAGCUUUGCUGGUGGAUAUAUUGCUGGAAUAUUUUGUGCUGUUGUAUCACAUCCUGCAGACAACUUAGUUUCCUUCCUAAACAAUGCCAAGGGUGCAUCUGUUGCUGAUGCUGUGAAGAAGUUAGGACUAGUGGGUUUAUUUACGCGUGGCCUUCCCCUUCGUAUAGUCAUGAUUGGAACCCUGACUGGUGCUCAAUGGGGUAUCUAUGAUGCUUUUAAAGUGUCUGUUGGCUUGCCAACUACUGGUGGAGGUUCUGCUUCCGAAGCUAAAGAGUGAAGUUAGUUGUCAUCAACAGUGGACAAUUGUGGAAACUAAAAUUCUUCUCAUAAUUGUACAUUGAUGCCUAUUUUGACAGAUUGCAUACAACAUUCUUACAUGAAUUCGUUUAUCUUUGUGAAUGGGUUUUAAGAACUCGUUUAUAGAUAUCAAAAACAAAUAAAGUGAAGUAGCUAGUGAUGAUCAAUUGUAUAAUUUUUGGUUCUAUGAUGAAUUUUGUAUGUGCUUAAUACGUGUACAAAAUUACCAUAUAGUUAUACAAGAUAACUUUUGUUUCUA
Messenger RNA from Chenopodium quinoa (quinoa), 1475 nucleotides. Its product is annotated as mitochondrial phosphate carrier protein 3, mitochondrial-like. Gene Ontology annotation, molecular function: phosphate transmembrane transporter activity. Lineage: Eukaryota; Viridiplantae; Streptophyta; Magnoliopsida; Caryophyllales; Amaranthaceae. The transcript has 6 exons. The record is from RefSeq and is a predicted model, not a curated record. Gene Ontology annotation, biological process: mitochondrial phosphate ion transmembrane transport. Bases 84 to 1196 code for a protein of 370 amino acids. Gene Ontology annotation, cellular component: mitochondrial inner membrane.